AAGAUUGCUUUAUAGCAAAGAUAAAUGUUCCAAUAAGGCACAGGUUAUAUAAAACAACUUUAAAUAAUGUGGUGACGGUGGAAAACCAAAUUACGAUCCGGUUUGUGGCUUAAUCGUAGUGAGCAUUGAAUAUAAAGGAAAAAAAAAAUAAAAAAAAAUGACAGCCAAGUGACGAAGAGGCAACUAUUUACCAAACCUUCUCAGUGAGUGCGAUCUUGUUUGCGGUGUUAGAAAAACAAAACGUGCUGUUCGCUGUGUAAUUGGAAGAAAAAAAAACAACACUCGAGUAGUGUACCGAAAUUGUGGAUUUACAAAGUUCGAACAAUAAUAGAACACUCCUCCAAAAUGAUGUUGGAAAAUAUCGAUCUCGAUCUCUCCGACUGCACAAGUCGCAUUUUAACAACCUUCACGAUCGACUCGGCCGGUCGCUCACCAGCCAGCCGCCUGGCAGAACAGCGACAGCGUAGUGAACAACGCCGUCUACAUAUUGCGCCGCUCAGGAUGGAUAUUAAAUUCAUGUCGUCUCCUGGCAAGGAAAACGCCCCCUCUGAGGAGGAACUGUCAUUUUAUCAUGGUAAUAGCCCUCAAACAAGCCCUCGGGCAUGCAGUCCUUGCGAUUGCCCCGAUGACAGUGAACUGCUUGCCUCCGAGGUUACUCCCAACAAACAAACCAUUCUGACAGGGCUGGUUGCUAUUGGGAGCGCAAAUCGGCAGCGCCGUCCUCUAGAAGACUAUGAUCCUAACUCGAUGGAUUCGGGCUAUGGCGCAAGUGUAUCUAGUGAAGGUGCGAAGGGCCAAUCGAUGUUCCCUUUUAUUCAGCCGUCAGCUCCACGACAGGGUUCGACAACUGCCUCGCCGGCUGCUUCAAUGCGCAUUCUCAGUAGUAUGUCGUCGGAUUCGAUGGAAUCAGUCGAUGACAUGGAUAUGGAUUUACUCGAUAUGGAAUCGAUAGAAAGCACCGGUCAAGUCCCGAGCAAUCUCAACUCACUGAUCUGCGGCGACAUCAAAGCUACCAAAACUACUCCGGAAAAUAAAAGACCACUUUUCCGACGAUGUCUAAGCCUAUCGGAUAACCCGAUUGCAAGACGAGUAAAAAAUAACCUGCUCUUCGACUCACCCAUCAUUAACACUCAAUCACCAGUCACCAAGACCCCAGAACGGUUUCCUAUCGCACUUGACCAGGAAAAUAACAACCCGAGCCCGUUCCUCGCCCGCCCAGACAUUGCGCGUUGCUUCAAGCGCCCGGAACCACCCGGUGUCAGUCCGAUUCAGAGCAAGCGGCACAAAACCGAAGUUCUCACCCCCGUCAGCUCGCUGCGCUCCGCCGAAAGUACCUCCUGUCUCGAAAGCCCAACAGCUCAAUCUUUGCUACCAAAGCGACCCAUCCUGCACAAAUCCAUGUCCCUGAACGAUGCGCACAUAAUGAAUGCUUUGUCCCGAUCAUCUGUCGAGCCAGACCUUAUUGGAGACUUCAGCAAAUCGUACAUUCUCCCACUGACCGAAGGACGACACCGAGAUCUGAAAUCGAUUUCUCCCAGCACAAUGGCCGCUUUGUUGUAUGGUUCCUUUGAUGAUAAGAUUUCAUCGUUUCACAUUAUUGACUGCCGCUACCCGUACGAGUUCGAAGGUGGACACAUUCGUGGAGCCAAAAAUCUCUAUACGCAAGAGCAGAUUCUGGAGGAACUGAUCAAAAUCAAGACUGAUCCACCAAAAGUGGUUGCAGACGGACCCAAGCGCAAUAUUGUCGUCUUCCACUGCGAGUUCUCGUCGGAGCGAGGCCCCAAGCUUUCUCGCUUCCUGCGAAACCACGAUCGCAUACUUAACUCCGAUAGCUACCCAGCACUGCACUAUCCAGAAAUCUACCUGCUGCACGGUGGCUACAAAGAUUUCUUUGCUGUUCAUCCGGAUUUGUGCGAUCCGAUCGCUUAUCGGCAGAUGAUGGAUCCGGAAUUCGGCGAAGCCUACCGUCAUUUUCGCGCGAAAAGUAAGAGCUGGAACGGUGGCGAUGUGGUUCGAGGUUCAGCGAUUGCCGGGUCCAGUAGUUCCGGUGGUGGACUGAACCGGCUGGUCAAGUCGCGCUCGAGGUUAGUACUGUAGAGACGGGUGGUUGCCUACAGAGCAAGAUAACCAUAGAGAAAGAUGAGACUGAUCAUAUAAGAUAGUAGAGAAAAGCGCAGAUAGUAGAAAGUGGUGUAACGGGCAAGGCAAAAGAAGUUGGCGGCGUUCUUGUUUUUUUUAUAUGAGUUUUGAGUUUAUAUUGUAGUGUACAAAAACCGUUGGACGCUCUUUUUCUGUUCGUUUUGAUUUUUUUCAUAUGUUUAUUUUUAUUAGCAACAACUUCUUUAAUUUGGCAAUACUGCUUCGAACAAGAAAAAGAAAAAAAUCUGCAGAAACUAUCGAAAGCUGUUAAACUUUUUUAGAGACAAGGUUCGACUUAUUCGCGAUGCCCUUUUUAUUUGUUAUCUCUAUAUUAUAUCUGUGAUUCUGUGAUUUGCUUCGGUCAGAUUUGAACUGUACUCUAAUUCCUACUUGUUCGGAAAUGUAUGGUAUUACCAAUGAAAGCCGUUAGGACAAUACAGACAAUUUGCUAUAUUGUACAAGUUUCGAACCCCAACGACCACCAAACGAAUCGACUUGAAGGAGAAAUGGCAGAAGAAGCAUUUCCUUGUAAAACAAAACAAAGUAACCCACUUACCACUUCAGGUGACAGAGAAAGCGUAAUGAAAAAGACUGUAACAUUUGUAUUAAAUAUCAAUAGGUAAAAAAGCAAAACUUUGUGUAUAUUUGAAGCCCCCUAUUUCGACAACGCACCCCCAAUGAGCUUACCAUCUAAGGCCAAUCUAUUGUCAAGUUUUCUUUUUUUACUCUUUUCAAUGAUACUAUUGUCAACUUGACU
Messenger RNA from Sabethes cyaneus, 2896 nucleotides. RefSeq names its product M-phase inducer phosphatase-like. Gene Ontology annotation, biological process: positive regulation of G2/M transition of mitotic cell cycle; G2/M transition of mitotic cell cycle; positive regulation of G2/MI transition of meiotic cell cycle. The record is from RefSeq and is a predicted model, not a curated record. The transcript has 3 exons. Lineage: Eukaryota; Metazoa; Arthropoda; Insecta; Diptera; Culicidae. Gene Ontology annotation, cellular component: nucleus; cytoplasm. Bases 346 to 2097 code for a protein of 583 amino acids. Gene Ontology annotation, molecular function: protein tyrosine phosphatase activity.